This is a messenger RNA of Lodderomyces beijingensis, 1119 nucleotides long. The record is from the annotation of a GenBank genome assembly. NCBI's taxonomy places the organism in Eukaryota, Fungi, Ascomycota, Pichiomycetes, Serinales, Debaryomycetaceae.
AUGUGUGGUGCUAGGAAGUCUAGUGAUGAUUGCAGUGACAACUGCCGUGGAACCCAGUCAUCCUCCUCCCACGGGGACUUGGACAAGUACACAGAAAACUUUGACAAGAUCAUUUCGAACUUUGGCUCUUUGACGGGUGCGCUCAUCGACGUUUCGAUGGAUGCUGGCAGGGACUUGAAUGAAAAGGCCAAGGAGUGGUCUCAGAAUUGGUUCUUGCACCCAAAGUCCCACGAGGACGGCGACUUUUUUGAAUUGAAUAAGGAAAAUAGAAACCCAGGGUUCAAGUUUCCGUCGUUUUAUGAAACGAGAGCCUCGGGAGAUGAGACACCCGAUUCGAGAUUGGCUAAUUUCCAGGAUUUUUGGAAGAAUAGCACAUUUCUUCAGAAUGCACAUGGGAGGUUGGGAAGCACUCCAUUCGGGUACCGUGCUUACAAGGGUCCUUCAAUCAGACAGUACCAUGACUGUUUGGACAAGGACGGCAAGACCGUCUGGGAUGAACAAGGCUACUGGAGAUGUCUUUUCCCGCAAAGUGAAGUUCCAGUUGACUUGUUGGACUUGAAACGCAAGUUUUUGGGGACGGCCAUUAUGACUAGGGAGGACUUUGACCAACGUGUCAAGGAAGUUGGCGAAACCGAAACCAAACCCGUGAUAGACCUCAAGGAACUGGGAAAGUUUUUCAACAAGUUUGAAGACUAUUUAGGGUGGAAGCGAGCAGAGUAUCAGGAGACUGAAAAGCGGAGACAAGAAGAAGCCAGACUUAGAAAAGAGGAAAGAGAAAGAGCCUGGAAAUUGGCUCGUGGAAAUAACGCCGCCGCUGCUAACACUACUGCCACCUCUGAUAACACUACCAAGGAUCGCUACGUUGCUUUGUCCUCUGUCAAUUCGAAUUUGUUCACCGAUGAGGAGACAAACGAAGUCAAAUUGAUUGAAACUAAAAAACAGUGCUUCAAUGACGGAAAUUGCAUCUUCACCAAGAUCACCAAGCUGAAACCAGUCGGAAGCGCAGAAUGGGUAAAGGUAGAGGAACACACCGAGGAUUUACCUGCCAACAAGCUGGGCGACAACAAUGGUUCCGACAAGAAUGGUUCCAUCAACAACAAGGGCUGGUUUUGGAAGUGA